Molecule: messenger RNA, 2218 nt
Organism: Macadamia integrifolia
Lineage: Eukaryota; Viridiplantae; Streptophyta; Magnoliopsida; Proteales; Proteaceae
Product: ABSCISIC ACID-INSENSITIVE 5-like protein 2
Exons: 3
Coding region: 857-1846 (329 amino acids)
Biological process (GO): positive regulation of DNA-templated transcription
Cellular component (GO): nucleus
Molecular function (GO): DNA-binding transcription factor activity
Source: RefSeq, a predicted model, not a curated record
CAGUGGGUCAUUUUAUUUUGUGGGUCAAAAUAAGUGUUGAUUCUCUUGCAUUCUUUGAGAAAUAAUUUUUCGGGCUGGAAUUUGACGGUUGUACAUGAGAAGGGUUCUUCAGAGAUUUCUUUGUGGGCUCUGUUUUGCAGAACUGUUUCUGGGUUUUCUGUUCUUUUACUGGAAAUGUCUUUUAUAUUUGUAUCAUGUAAGAUGCGAUGAAGCUUCCUUUCUGGGUUUUGGGUUCCUGUGAGUUUUGAUAGAAGUAUUAAUGUAUUAAUGUUUCUUUGUGCUCGUUUUGUGUUUGAUCUGAGGUUGGAUUUUGUUGGGUUCAGAGGUGUUUUCUGUUUCAAUAUUUCAUUUUUUUUAGGGGAAAAUGGGAUUUUCUUUCCUGUUUUAUAUAAAUUUGCACCGGAAGUGUUGAUGGUAUGUUCUAUUUUCAUUUCAUGUGUGAAGUUGGGGUUUGGAGUCAAUGUCUUCAAGGGAUUGGUCAAUAGAGGUUAGAAACGGCUUUUGUUGUUCUUAUUCGACAGUGGAAAAUCUUUUAACUCGUUUUAUAAUCUUGUGCUUGAGGGAGACCCUUUUCCAAUAAUUUCAGCGUAGAUAUGACUGAAGACUGAACAGUUUUUGCAUAUUUAGGGGGUUGUGUGGAUUAAGUGUUUUGAGGCAAUUACUGGUUUUUUCAGUCUUGUGUGUUUUCUGGCUUGAUUAAAAAAUUUUGGUGGUUGUAUAUAGGCAGUUGAGGUAGAUCUGUUAACAGUAGGAAUCUGAACUUGCCUGUUAUCGAUUCUAGGGUUUCUAGGGUUUUUGCAACAGGAUUUUUAGUUUUGUGGUAUGGAAUGAUAGUUUUAGGGUGACUGUUCGUUGAAUGGGGAUUCAGACAAUGGGGUCUCAAGGUAGAGGUGGUGAGCAGCAGUUGGCUCGGCAAAGCUCGUUGUACACUCUGACUCUAGAUGAGGUUCAGAACCAGUUAGGGGACUUGGGGAAACCUCUGAGUAGCAUGAACUUGGAUGAACUUCUCAAGAAUGUGUGGACUGCUGAGGCUAAUCAGACCAUGGGAAUGGACACCGAGAAUGCUGCCUCUGCUGGACAACUUGCUUCAGCUUCGGUUCUGCAGCGUCAGGCGAGCCUGACAUUAAGCAGGGCUCUGAGCCAGAAGACAGUUGAUGAAGUGUGGAGAGAUAUCCAACAAGGGCAGAACAAGAAUAAUGAAGAGAAGAAAGCCCAGGAGAGGCAACCCACUUUGGGUGGGAUGACAUUGGAAGACUUCUUGGUGAAAGCAGGUGUUGUUGCUGAAGCAUCUACCGAAAACCUGAAUGCUGCGCCUGCCACAGGGGUUGAUUUGAUGGCAGUGCCCCCACAAAGUUUCCCACAACAGGCUCAGUGGUUGCAGUACCCGCUCACUUCAGUGCAGCAGCAGCAGCAACAGCCUCAACAUCCAGAGAAAAAUAUGAUGGGGAUUUAUAUGCCUGCACACCCAGUCCCGCAGUCUCUUACUGUGAGUGGAAGCCCUCUUUUGGAUGUGGCGUAUCAUGACAGCCAAAUCGCGAUAUCACCCCCUUUGAUGGGUACAUUAUCAGAUACACAGACACUGGGGCGGAAACGGGUUGCCCCGGGAGAUGUCAUAGAGAAGACAGUUGAGAGGAGACAGAAGAGAAUGAUCAAGAAUAGGGAGUCUGCUGCCAGGUCACGAGCUAGGAAGCAGGCAUACACUAAUGAGCUGGAGAACAAAGUUUCACGUCUGGAAGAGGAGAAUGAAAGGCUUAAGAAACGGAAAGAACUGGAGAAGAUGUUGCCGUCUGCACCGCCUCCUGAACCAAAGUGUCAACUUCGAAGGACCAGCUCUGCCCCUUUCUGACUUGUGUGUUUAUAUGAAAGUUUUGUAGAGUUGUAUGGGCUACAUUUCCUUAGAUUUUCCAUUAAAAUUGCUAGAUAACCCUUAUUUCUCAACCUCCAUACAUGUUGGGGCUAUCCUUGCUUGUGGGAAGGGCCUUGGAACUUUUCUUCUCAGAGGUGCUUGUUGAUUCUGCUGCUGUUACUCUUGGCUUUUCCCAACCUUGAGGUGUUGGGUGUAUGUACAUUAAUUAAUAACUUGAGUUUUACCUUUAUUGAUUUCAGUAGUAGGAUAUGGUGUAUCUAGCUGUUACUUAGUACAAAUCCUCCUGAAAAAAUAAAAAGGCUGCCGGGUGUAUUAUAACAUGUAUAUUUCUAAUCAUGGAAUUUGAGCUGA